AUGCUCUCACAAUACAUCUUCGUCAUCGUCGCCGCAUGCGCUGCCGGCUCGUUCGCAUCUAUCGCGACCUGUAAAGGAAGCUUCUACGCCGGCGCCUGCCAGGACAUCUUCGCACCUGGAGCUCGUCACGACGCACUCACGCAGAGCUGCUGCCAACCUCCCCAUGGCACAACAUAUCAUGAUGGCCCCGGAACAUUUUGCUGCACCAAUGCUGACUCCUCCGCCAUUGCUUACUUGUCUUCAUGCUGUUCCAACGGCGGGAAGAGACAGAUCAACUUCAACCCCGUGCGGAGCGACUGA
This is a messenger RNA of Colletotrichum paranaense, 300 nucleotides long. RefSeq lists its product as uncharacterized. Lineage: Eukaryota; Fungi; Ascomycota; Sordariomycetes; Glomerellales; Glomerellaceae. Bases 1 to 300 code for a protein of 99 amino acids. The transcript is spliced from 3 exons. The record is from RefSeq and is a predicted model, not a curated record.